AUGGCUAAGGAUAAGAGUACAUCAUCGGAGGACAAUUAUGAAGCUAGACUUCCUGCAGUUCUUCCAUUUGCUAAACCUCUAGCUUCUAAGAAACUAAACAAGAAGGUGUUAAAGACCGUCAAAAAGGCAUCUAAGGCCAAGAACGUAAAGAGAGGUGUCAAAGAAGUUGUUAAGGCUUUGAGAAAGGGAGAAAAGGGAUUAGUAGUUAUUGCUGGUGACAUUUUCCCACAAGAUGUUAUUUCUCACCUACCAGUUCUAUGUGAAGAUCAAUCUGUCCCAUAUAUCUUUGUGCCCUCUAAACAAGAUCUAGGUUCAGCUGGUGCUACAAAGAGACCGACCUCUGUUGUGUUCAUUGUACCUGGCUCUAACAAGAAGAAAGAGGCCAAGGCCAAGGAAGAAGAAUACCGUGCAUCUUUUGAUGAAAUCGUUAAGGAAGUCUCUUCGUUAUAA
This is a messenger RNA of Kluyveromyces marxianus DMKU3-1042, 450 nucleotides long. It is a transcript of the gene NHP2, whose product is annotated as snoRNA-binding protein NHP2. Gene Ontology annotation, biological process: snRNA pseudouridine synthesis; ribosome biogenesis; rRNA pseudouridine synthesis. Gene Ontology annotation, molecular function: box H/ACA snoRNA binding. Bases 1 to 450 code for a protein of 149 amino acids. Gene Ontology annotation, cellular component: nucleolus; box H/ACA snoRNP complex. NCBI's taxonomy places the organism in Eukaryota, Fungi, Ascomycota, Saccharomycetes, Saccharomycetales, Saccharomycetaceae. The transcript has a single exon. The record is from RefSeq and is a predicted model, not a curated record.